Paraphaeosphaeria sporulosa is the source of this 2746-nucleotide messenger RNA. Its product is annotated as HET-domain-containing protein. NCBI's taxonomy places the organism in Eukaryota, Fungi, Ascomycota, Dothideomycetes, Pleosporales, Didymosphaeriaceae. Bases 15 to 2678 code for a protein of 887 amino acids. The transcript has 2 exons. The record is from RefSeq and is a predicted model, not a curated record.
CUCCUCCUCUAGCCAUGGCGGUGGAUCCUUGGGAUAGAAGCAGAGUAGACUGGGGUUACAUCUUUGAUCCUAAGCAAGCCGACCCGCUCGAGCGCCUGAAGACUUUCCUGGAAACGGGUGGCGACCUGCAUGCAAUCUCUGCAAAAUCAGAAGAAGGCAAUGUAUUUCAGCUGCCAUGUCUCCCCGCCGCAACGAAAAUGAGGAAUGCGGCCGCAGUGUCAUUGCUCUUGGCUCACCGCAUAGAUGUGAAUCAAAAACUAUGUCGACUUCAUUACUUUACGACAUUCGAGACCGCGAUCAUGGUUGCCGCGGAACAAGCAGACUGCGAGAUUGCGGAGAUUCUCCUGAGCCAACAGAACGUGGAUUUGGACGGCUAUCAUUAUUUCAGCUCGAGUGGAGUCAUGCUCAAGGCUGCCGUAAGUGGCAGACGACGGAUCACGGAAAUGUUGUUUGACGCGGGUACUCCACUCCUUCCGACAGGAAGAGAAAAAGAAAGAACGCCAUUUCAGGUUGCGUGUAAACUUCACUUCCCCGAUCCAUUCUGGUUCUAUGUCAUGCAUGGUCUAGCUCGGUUUAGAGAGAAUCGGGAGGAACCACCAAAGCCCGAAAGCCCUCCAGUUUGGGUCCUUGACUCAUUGUCUAAAAUCCAGCCCGGAAACGAAGUCAUAGCGAGGCUGGAAGCGUCCUUGCUAGAGCUUGUCUUUCCAGGAACACAGCAAAAACCUCUUCAUGUCAAAGAACUUUGUCAGAGAUGUGAAGUUCUUCCCUCAGAAAUACUUAGGGCACGCGAAGAGAGACUCGCGAAAUGGAAAGGCGAUGCCCUUUCAUUCAACUAUGGCUUCAUCAAACGAUGCGAGAUAUGCAGAGUAGAACUUAUGGAUCACCGUCUUCUCCCUGAAGAAUUCAAAAGAGCAAGAGUAAUUGACCCAGACUCGGAACGUUACGAAGCGCAUCUGUACAACAAUGAAGACGAUCUUACAUGCCUGCGAAAGGUAGUCAAGGAUGAGGCGCUGAACACUACGGGCUCCCAUGGAGUGUACUCUUUCGCAUUUUAUUGGCUCCUUCGAUGCUUAAAGAGCCAUCCUGAGUGCACAGAGAACGACAGAAUUCCCCAAUUACCUAAACGCGUAAUCGAUGUUGGGUCCGAGGACAGCAAGGAUCCUAUACAUAUACACGAAACAAUCCCUGAACAAAAGGGAUAUUACCUGGCCUUGAGCUACCGCUGGGGUAGGGAUCCAGUCAAGUUGCUGGAAGAAAACCUGGAGUCUUAUAAAACUGCCCUUCCUGUUCAGGAUCUGUCCCAAGUCAUCCAAAAUGCCAUUGAAGUUACUCGGAAACUUGGGAUCAAGUACCUUUGGGUUGAUGCACUAUGUAUUAUGCAGGACUCAAAGGCUGAGUGGGAAUCAGAGAUACAGUCGAUGGAUCGAGUUUUUCGUCAAGCCCUUCUCACCAUCGCUGCGAACGUUGAGCCGAGUGGCGGACGUACCGGAAUGUUCAGAUCUCGAGAAAGCCAUAACAGCUCUGGGAACGUGGGUCUCCGUGGCCCCGGCGUUCUGGAAACACGCGGAUGGACACUUCAGGAGCAAGUUCUAUCUAGACGAAUGCUCAUAUUUACAGAAGACGAAGUUUACUGGACGUGUGUUGGUAUCGAUGCCUCUAUUUCAGAGCCGGCGGGUAUCAAAGCCCGUGACAUGGGACCUACGCGCGAAGGUCAAGUGCGGAUGCUUCAACGGUAUCUCAGAGGCUUCGGUCGGGACGAUCGAUUCUUCCUGAGGAACACCUACGUGGUCUGGCUUACACUCGUCACCGAAUAUUCACGCCGUGAUCUGACGAAUGGUUCGGAUCGACUAGCCGCACUGGCCGGGAUCCAGUCAGCCAUCGGGACGAUGCUAGGAGACGAGUGCGUUGCGGGCAUUUGGCGCAGUCAGUUGGGAGCCCAUAUGCUUUGGUGGAUUGGCGAUGAAACGGAGCCGGUAUCAUACCUGCACAACAAACGAUACUACCCUUUCCAUCGCGAUAUAGAGCCAACAUUCAGGCCGGCUGCGGAGUUUGAAGCGCCAAGCUGGUCAUGGGCCUGCAUGAGCGGCCCCAUAUGGUAUUGCAGGCUCCAGGAUCGACUAAAAACUCCACCAGCGUCGAGCGAUGACUUGGAAAUCAUCGUGGACGUUCACUCCGUCUCUGUACAAAUCAAGGGGCCGUCGAAGAUUGAAGGCUCCGUGACAUUGACAGGCUCAUUACUCAAAGCCACAGCAACAAUCAAUGAUCAGGACGGACGGCCAUACCUGCACGCUGAGGCUUACUGCGCGCCAUGUUCCAGUCAUGGAACGCCUACGCAGCACGGGUUUGUAGUCAGACCCUGGAUGCCAGACACAAAACCUCCAGCUGAAGGUGAUAUAUUCUGCUUGCAUUUAAAGAACGCUUUCCAGCAGUGGUCCGUCUGCCUCGUUCCUACCGGCAAUAACCCGAAGGUCUACCGACGCGUUGGUGCCGUCAUGUGGCGAGAUGGUCAUGACUCGGAUCAUAUAUUUCCUGCUGCUCGACACCCUACCGCUCGACACCAAAAUUUCGUCGACAUUGUGGCAGUCGAACGUGGACGUGACUCGGGAUCCUGGCGAUUCAAGAAAGAUGGUCCGCGAUUGUACCCACAAUCAUGGGCUGAAACUCUAACGAUAGUCUAACAGAAUCAAAUCCACUCGUUGACUUCUCAACUGUUUGUUCGACAAUCCCUAUUUCCCAAUACACCCAC